AGCAGUCGCCUCUUUGUUUUUCAGAGAGAAAAUGGAUCCGAGCCUCAGGUUUAACGUUUAAACCCUCAAUGAUAACGUUGAGCUGUGACCCGGUCAUUAUUUUAUCCGGGUCAGAGGUUCUCCAGGCUUUCUCUGAAGGUUUUAUGGGGAGAGCCACAUGAGGCGGCCCCAGAGCAGCAGCAGCAGGUCUCUGUCUGAUCUCCUGUGGAUUUUGCAGCUUCAGCUUCAUUUCCAGUUUUUUCUGCGGAUCAAAGAUCAAACCCCUGCUGAACGCUGAUUGGCUGAGAUGACCAACCAGGUGAUGAACACCUGUGACUCGGUGGUGGGCGGAGCUCCCCCAGAGGAAGCCGCUUCUCUACAGGUGUUUCCGGACUCUACUGAGCGCGCUCCUAAGCUCUGCCGGCGGCUGCCCUCCAUCGUGGUGGAGCCCAGCGACGCAGACCAGGUGGAGAGUGGCGAGCUCCGCUGGCCUCCCGAUGAUGUCACACAGCGCCACCAGCAGGCGGCAGGGCGACCCAUGGAGGGGGCAGAGCCUCCGGAACUGGUAAUGGGCGGAGUCUGACGGCUCCAGUUUUACCCAGGUGAAGAGGCGGAGCUAACACACCUGAGAUGAUUGGAAGGCUGACCUCUGACCUCCGAGGACUCAUGAUAAAAAACAACCUUUUGAUGUAUUCGUUUUAUUUUUAUUGGUAUUUUUGGAAGAAACAUCUGAUUUAUUCUAACUCGUAUUUUUCACAGAUCAAUAACUAGUUUGAUGAACUCUGGGCUUUUAUUUUGAAAUACCAAAACAAAGCCUUAAUUGUUCCACAAAAUGUUGGAGCUGCAGUUAUUCUUGUUCUGUAAGAAUAUUAUGAGUUAUUUACUGGUUUUCUGGCUUUUCUUCCUUUUUUCAGAUCCAACAGAUUCUGAAUAUAAAAUUAUUUUUCCUCUGGUUCAUUUUAAAUAAGUUUAUUUUGUUUUUUCUGUACGUUUCCUGGUUUCCGUCCUCAGUCUAAUCAGCUGCUGUUUCUGUUUCCCAGAGAUCUUCUACUGAGCAAAAUUGUUUCAGCUGAAUUCAAGCCUGAUUAAAAAAACAUUGUUUUUGUUUUUUAACUGUUUUUAAAUCCUCCCAACAGGGGGCGACAUUUUCUGCAUGGGGGCGGCUUUAGGUUUUAUUUUUUAUUAAUGUUUGAUUCAGAAAUUUUCUAGAAAAAACUUGGAAAUUUCUGAGUAUGAAAAGUAAAAGAUUUUGUGUUUUAAACCUCCAAAUUUUUUUCCACGUAAUUUUCUGAGAUUGAUCUAAAAAUUUCUUCUUUUUUUUUUCUAGCAAACUUUAAACUUUUGAAACUCCAAGUUGAACAUAUGUGACUUUUGGAACUCAAAAAUUUUCUUUAUUCAAAGAAAUUAGUUUCAAAAUGUGAGUUUUUUUGGUGGAAAUUUACCGUUGUAUAUUUCUCUUCCUAUUCUUGAAUUUUUAAAAAAUGUUUUCAUCUCACAUCAGGUUUUUAAUGAUCUCGUGUUUUUCAGAUCUUUUCUUGGUGUUUUUGGUUCCUGGUUUUGUUCUCCUGUUUUCGACGCCGUCGGCGUUCUGGAAUAAAAACCGUCUCCCUGCAGUUCACCAACA
This is a messenger RNA of Xiphophorus couchianus (Monterrey platyfish), 1603 nucleotides long. Its product is annotated as protein LBH-like. NCBI's taxonomy places the organism in Eukaryota, Metazoa, Chordata, Actinopteri, Cyprinodontiformes, Poeciliidae. Bases 287 to 562 code for a protein of 91 amino acids. The record is from RefSeq and is a predicted model, not a curated record. The transcript has 5 exons.